AAUAUAAUUAUCACCACCUUCAGGCCAAUUGCGUUAUUUCACAGGAAGGAGAAACCGAGAAAUGUGGAACACGAAUCCCACAUUUCACUGUGUUGUCCUGGGUGGUACUACUAUUACCGAACGAAUUUCAUCAGGGACCAAGCAUUGCAGGUGUUGGAAUCGGUGGUGAAAUUGUUCAGUUUGGGUUGCGGAAAUAAUGAAAUUGUACAGCAGGAAGCCCUCUUCAUCCUGAUAGCGCCCGGUUGUUUGUUGGUGAAGUGGAUAAUAUGAGACUAGAGCAAAGUGAAAUUUGUGGCGGUUUGUCUGUUUUGGAAAUAAUUAAUUGUGUAGAGGGGCGAUAAUCAUCAAAGCUGCAUCAUCAAUGCGCUCGGACGUUGCACAACUGCAGUUUACGUUCAUCGUUCGACUAGUUACACCCGAUACAAUCAAACUGCUUAGUUAAGGAUGAAACGCAAUGUGGAGAGUAUUCAAUACCUUGUGAUUCUCGCUGUUCUUCUGAGUUCGGUUCAAGGUCAGGAUGGAGAAAUCUUGAUGCUUCCUAAUGAGCGUUCUUCCUUCGACGAUUGUCAUAUGCGAUUCCAUAAGUUAGAGGUUGUGGGAAUAGUGAGGCCAGCGUUUGGACAUCCAGCUCGUCUGAAGGAGUUUGCUCACAUGGGAGCUAUUGGAUGGACCCAACCGAACGGGAAUAUUUCAUGGAAGUGUGGCGGAACGUUAAUAUGGGCAAAUUUCGUCCUCACAGCGGCACACUGUGUCGUUGAUUCUGAAAACCAACCUCCAAACGUCGUCAGAUUUGGCGAUUUAGACAUUGCGACUACUGAUGGAGAUGAAUACGCGCAGCAAUUGAAGAUUGUUGCAAUUUUUAGACAUCCUCAGCAUCGGUUUUUAGCACAUUACCACGAUAUUGCUUUACUGAAGUUGGAGCGGAAUGUCGAAUUCAGUGAAGUCGUCGUACCAGCAUGCCUUUGGACAGAUGAAGAAGUGAGAUUUAAAAUUUUGGAAGCUACUGGCUGGGGCCGAACAGGAUAUGCUGACAAUCAGACACCUAUAUUACUGAAAGUGUCAUUGAAGCCAGUCGAUAAUGAAGAGUGUAGCAAGGUAUAUUCAAAUGGGACAGAUCGUAAGCUACGACUUGGACUUCAAGAUCACCAGAUAUGUGCUUUCGAUGAAAAGAUGGAUACGUGUGAAGGUGAUUCAGGAGGUCCUCUUCAAAUCAAGUUGAUGCACAAUGCAAGAGUGACACCUUUCAUCGUUGCUGUAACUUCUUUCGGAACCGCUUGUGGAAUGUCUGCUCCGGGAGUUUAUACUAGAAUUGGGCCAUAUCAUGAUUGGAUAGUCGAAACAAUGCAAAAAAAUGGUGCAAUACUUCCAAAUGAUGUUUUUAAUGCCACGUUUUGUGCCAUACGAUUUGCUUAUUUUCGUGAGUAUGAGGAUGUUAUAAUUGUGGAGCGUACACCCGAUUAUGUUUCUGUGAACUCCGAAUUGAGUCAUAUGUCCUUGGCCGAUGGACUACCAUCAUACGUUGUGCAGUUAGCAUGGAAUGGACAAACACAUGAUUGUUACGGUGUAAUAAUCGAUGAGGACACUGUAUUGACGCUUGCACAAUGUGUUACCAAAAAUGGAGAGCGCGUUUCUCAUAUUAAUUAUUUGAAUAAUAUUACAAUGGAGGUAUCGAGAAUUCACAUUCAUCCAAACUACAAACAGGGAAGUAGUUAUAAUAAUAUAGCUAUUUUACGAUUGCAAAAGUUUCUCGACUUCCAAGAUCUCGAUCCGCCCUGUCUAUGGCAAGAAAAGACUAUAUCACAAGAAGUUCAUGUACAUGGAUCCGGUCGUCGCGACAUUAAUUUCUUUCUUUAUAUGGAUGAGCACAUUGAAAAAAUAGAUCCAUCGAUAACGAUUUUAACCCCACGAGUCCGUUUCCAAAACGCUUCGACUUGUAUCAUCCCCAAAAGAUAUUUUCCGUUACUUCGUAAUGGAUUAACUGACGAACAUAUCUGCAAUGGGCAGAAUUUGUUCCUGGUGCCGAAGUCCUGCGAUCUUGUGACUGGUGGAGCACUUCACACUUCGGAUUAUAAACAUCAAAAUUUCUAUCCCAUGGUGUACGGAUUGAAUUAUCUGGGUAGGGAAUGCGGUUUCGGUGAACACGCGAUAGCGAUUAGCGUGGCAAAUCACGCAGAAUGGAUGAAGUCCGUGCUUUUUCCGAACUAUAAGCAAUCCCACGGUACAGUACAGUUCGUCGAUUCGGAUCAUCAAGAGGGCGACCCUUGUCGUAGAUAUGACGGACGCGCAGCGCGUUGCGUUCCGGUUUCAAGGUGUUCAAGAGGGUGGAACCAAUUUCUGUCCAAUGGGACGAUUGAGUUGUGUGCUACCAGUUCAUUAGCUUGCUGUCCACUCAUUGAUAUCGUGGAUACUGAACAUAACGUAAUCGAUCCGCAGCUCACCGAAUGUCCAAGUUUGGUGAAAGAUCUCAACGUAACAUCGCCAGCGGGUUCACUUGUAUACAUUGGCUGGCUAACAGAAGGAAGUUUGGAAUUUAGAUGUCUUGGAACAAUCAUAACCAAAAAGGUAAUCCUAACUACAGCCAGCUGUAUUGGGAAUGAAUUACCUGUCGCCGUAAAAAUAGAGGACAAUGGUUUUCAGAAAACACAUCGAAUCAACGAAGUAAUUGUGCACUAUGCUUACAAUGCAACCGAUGGCACUAACGAUAUUGCAAAGAUUCGAUUGGAAAACAAUCUCAUCUGGAGCUCAUAUAUAUUUCCUACCUGCUUAUGGACCAAUACAACGCAUGUGCCUCUGGUGUUAUCGUUGGUUUUUCCCGAUGAUGACGGUGAUAUAGCAUUCACCAGAGUAGUGGCAAUGUAUAACACCGAUUGCCAGAGAACUCAUAGGUAUAUCAUUCAGGGAUCUCAGCUUUGUGCGAGGGAUCCGCAUAAUAACUUUACUUGUAAUACUUUGACUGAUCUACUACGAUACGACAGCCCGGACAGAGUUUCCUAUGUUGUGGGAUUAUCUACAGAUGACGAUAACUGUGAAAACACACACUACGCGGUGUAUACUAGAAUUUCCAGUUUCGUUAGCUGGAUCGGAAUGAAUGUGUAAAUAGUAAUCAGUAUCAUCAGUAAACAGAAAUCAUCGUAAGACAAUUUCCCUACCAAAUCAACCGAAAAAUUCCGAUUUUCACUCGAUCCUCUCUGAUUUAUUUAAGCCUUGUAUAUACAUAGGAUGGUCAAUUGCCCAAAGUUAUAAAUUCCAUUUUCACAAUUUCACAGA
Messenger RNA from Toxorhynchites rutilus septentrionalis, 3267 nucleotides. RefSeq lists its product as uncharacterized. The record is from RefSeq and is a predicted model, not a curated record. Gene Ontology annotation, biological process: proteolysis. NCBI's taxonomy places the organism in Eukaryota, Metazoa, Arthropoda, Insecta, Diptera, Culicidae. Gene Ontology annotation, molecular function: serine-type endopeptidase activity. Bases 445 to 3096 code for a protein of 883 amino acids. The transcript is spliced from 13 exons.